Molecule: messenger RNA, 1604 nt
Organism: Punica granatum (pomegranate)
Lineage: Eukaryota; Viridiplantae; Streptophyta; Magnoliopsida; Myrtales; Lythraceae
Source: RefSeq, a predicted model, not a curated record
CAUCGUCAAGUUCAGAUUGAUACAUAGCUAUGGCGUCCGCGACGAACACGAUCAUCCUCUCGACCAUUGUUGUCGUCCUCCUCAUGUUCAGCUCCGCAUCAGCCUCGCGACAUGACGUGACGGCCAUCUUUGCAAUCGGAGACUCCACCCUGGACCCAGGCAACAACAACCACAUUGGCACCCUGUUCGUGAGCAACCAUCCCCCUUAUGGCUGCGACUUCCCUGGUCGUGUGGCCACCGGAAGGUUCACGAAUGGAAGGCUGGUGACCGAUGUCCUUAGCUCCCACCUGGGGCUCAAGCAGUUCCUUCCAGCGUACCUCGACCCGGCCCUGAAGGACGAGGACCUCCUGACAGGCGUCAGCUUCGCGUCUGCAGGCUCUGGCAUUGAUGACGAGACCACCGUGCUGGCUCACUUGUUAUCCUUGGAAUCACAAGUGCGCAACUUCAAGAUUGCCCUGAGGAGGAUCGAGCGAAAAAUCGGGCCCCAAGAAGCCAAGCGGAUCAUCAACAAUGCCCUGUUUGUUAUCAGCUCCGGGACCAACGACAUCUUGAAUAACUUCUACUGGUUGCCCGUCUCGCACAGGAAGCUGCAGUUCUCGCUCCCGCAGUACCACGACUUCUUGCUCGAAAGGCUCGAAAACAUCAUUCAGGAUCUACACAGUUUGGGAGCACGCAAGUUCCUAGUGGCAGGGAUGCCUCCGACUGGAUGCUUGCCGUUGCAGAUGACUGCAGGAAGCAUAUUUCCGAUAUUCGGCCCUCACACACUCCAGCGCAGGUGUGUCGAACAACAGAACAGUGACUCGCAGGCGUACAACGUGAAGCUCCAAGCCCUGAUCACGAAGUUGAGUUCCGAAGUGGAGGAAGCCAAAUUCGCCUAUGCCGACAUCUACAGGCCCUUGAUGGACAUUAUCCAAAACCCAUCUAAAGAAGGGUUUGAUGUAUCGACUGAGGGAUGCUGUGGGAUCGGGCUAGUUGAGACGGGUCCUUUGUGCCUUGUGCUAUCACCAAAGUGCACCAAUCCGUCUCGCUAUGUGUUUUGGGAUUCCAUCCACCCAACCGAAGCUGCAUACUCUCGCAUUGCUGAGGAAAUCAUCAAGACUACGCUGCCAAAGCUCGUUACAUAGGAGAAACAUUUUGAGGAGUCCAGAUGACAGAACGAUAUCAAUCUGCAUAUAGACGUACAUUAGCUAUAUAUAUAUAUAUCCAUUAGAUGGUCAUCACAGUUAGCACCUUCCGGGUCCACUUCGUUUAAAUUUAUAGGUUCAGCUUUGGUUUUGUCGGUUUUUCUCUCAUUCCAAGUAUGGUACAGAACAAAGUUGAUCUAACUUACAUUCCAAGUCAUCCUCUUUGGUAGUUUGGUGUAAACAUUUGCUUCGAAGUUUAGUAACUUCCGCCUGAAGAAGUCGAUUAUGUUUCUUCAGAAUACUUGUAUUUAUUUGGAAAACGCUGCGAAAUUCCGGCGGGCUUCGGGAUUCUUGAUCGAUCCAUGAUGGGGGUCACCCAAUCGUAACCCAUUCGGAACAUAGCCCCCGACGCCACUAGACGGAACAUGGCAGGACAGGUUGAGCAGUUUCUCUGCCUCCAUGACAAAUAUAAAUAAUAUC